Molecule: messenger RNA, 1406 nt
Organism: Ailuropoda melanoleuca (giant panda)
Lineage: Eukaryota; Metazoa; Chordata; Mammalia; Carnivora; Ursidae
Product: small G protein signaling modulator 1-like
Exons: 2
Coding region: 268-504 (78 amino acids)
Source: RefSeq, a predicted model, not a curated record
UCCUGGUUCCUUUUUGAGGGAGUGGAAGGUAGGGAGGCAUAUAUGAUUUUCCCUGUGAUGCUUUCAUGAAUUUUGUGAUUCUGGGACCCCCAGUUCUCCAAGGCAGCUCUGUGUGGCUGGAGUUCUGAGCUGGGUGCAGGGGAGCGUGGGCAGGGCCUGCUGACCGACCGCUGUGUCCCUGCAGCGGCUGUGGAGGCCUGCGUCCUGCAUGGGCUGUGGCGGCGGGCGGCUGGCUUUCUGCGCAGCAACAAGAUUGCAUCUCUCUUCAUGAAAGUGGGCAAGAACUUCCCGCCAGCCGAGGAGCUGAGCCGCAAGGUGCAGAACCUGAAGCAGCUGAUCGAGAACGCGCGAAACCAGAUCCAGGGCCUCCAGGAGAAUGUGCGGAAGCUGCCAAAGCUGCCCAACCUGUCCCCACUCGCCAUCAAGCACCUGUGGAUUCGCACUGCCUUGUUUGAGAAGGUGCUGGACAAAAUUGUGCAUUACCUGGUGGAAAACAGCAGGUGAGCCAAAAAGACUAGACGCCUGGGUGUGCUCUGCCGCCACCUGCUGGCCCUCAUGGGAAUUGCAAUCUAUUGUGCAAAGCAGCUUUCUUUUCUCCCCCUUGAUAUGCACUUGAGUUGAAAGAGAUUAAAUAAAGGCCUUCUGGAUGUUUCCUCCGAAUUAGCCUAGUUUAGAACCUUGGGACAAUUCAGGUGCUUGCUGGCAAUGCAGAAUCUUCAGAUUUGCAGUGGGUGUAGGAUCUUGCAAUCUUAGGCAUCUUUCUUCCCCCAUCAAUUAAGCCUACUGUCUUCUUGCGAAAUAUUGCCCUAGAGGAGUCAUUUAGCUCUUCUGUCUCUGCUCUCAUUUGGUAAAUGGGACCGGGAUUGCUGCCAUUCUGGAGAAGAAGUGAGAAGGGGUGUUAGUGAGAACACAGCAUUUUAGAAAUAAUGAAACCUUUUUAUAUUUUCUUUUCUAGCCCAGAUCAACCUGGUAUAAAGGUUUUAUAGUGUGAGCCCUCUUGGCAAGCAUUUACCCAUUCAUUCAUUCAUUCACCCGGUAAACAUUUAAUGAGUGCCUGCCAUGUGCCAGGCACUAACCUAGGUGUUGGGGAUACAUCGAUCUCAACUGUCAUGUUCAAAACUUGGAUGUUAUGCUAAGAGCAUGGGGGAGCCAGGAAGAAUGAAGAGACUCUUUGUGGCCAGUAUUCCUUUCCAGCCAGAGAGAGAGAGGGAAAGAAGGAGGGGGAGGGAGGGAGAAUAUGAGGGAAAUAUCUGAGAAUCUCCUCAUCGCUUGGUGUAUGAAAGUGUCUGUUUAACCACAUCUUCACAUGCAAUGGGUAUUAUGAUUAUUUUACUCUUUGCCUGUUUGCUAGGAAAAUAUGCAUGAAAGUAUAGAGCAAAGUGCUUUUUCUCAUGAACCUCGUAUUG